GUUUACUUUGAUAUUAAUGAUUUUGCUAUGCAAUCAUGGGAGAAUUUUCACUUGCUGAUUUACAUCUAAGAAGUGAAUUUAAUUUUUCAAAGUUAAUCAGCUUGGAUUUUCUAGUGUUUGCUCACUUCCUUUAUUUCUCCUGUGUGCACGUGUUUAUCUUCUCCACAAAUUGCAGUUUCGCUAGAUGAUUGAUAUUAUGAACUUGUGAUUGUGCUAUUAUUAAAAUACUCAUUCGUGCUUGUCUAUGUUGUCAUUGCAGGUUUGUGUAAUUUUAUUGAAACUGCUGCGCUUCAAGUCUGAAGCAAAAUCUUGAGAACUUUGCUAGUCAAAUUAUAAAAAUCCCUCUUCACAUUAACAGCUGAUGCCAUAACCUUAGCAUGGAUUCACAACAGCUUUUCAGUUUUGGUGUUACUAGUGCAGAAUUACCUUACAUGUCAUCUUUUCCCACUGUUCCAUCUCUACCCAACAGGCUACUAGGACCCUUGAAAUAUGACACAGGAAACUCACCAAACUCACCCUUUUCCACUCACUUUGAUUCUGAUACUCUUUCUGCAUUGAGUGACAGCCAGGAGCAAUACAGCCCCGGAGAAAUCCUCUCUAGUGUCACCCCCUUUUGCAACUCUUUGCUGGAAACCAACCAUUACAUGCACAGAUCAAUCUCUCUUCUACAGAAUGCUAGUUGCAACCAAAAAAUCAAACACGCAUUACUUGAGCUCGAAACCGCUCUGAUGGCCCCUGAUGAUGAUGAAUUUACGACAUCAAAAGCAUUGGCUGAGACCACCUCCAGGCCAAUGGCAUCUGGCCAGAGAGACAGAUCCUGGAGCCAUGAGAAUCAUGGAUCACAAUAUACUCAGAAUCAGCCAUCAUAUGUUACCGGCAAUAGGCAGUCUAGUGAGGUUGUGCGUGUAGAGAAACGGCAAAAGUUGAUGGAGGAACCAUCACUGCAAGCUUUCCCUCCCAACAAUUUGAAGCAAUUGUUGAUAUCAUGUGCUAGGGCCCUUGCUGAGAACAGCAUGGAUGAUUUUGAUCAAUUGCUAGCAAAGGCUAGAGAUGCUGUGUCCAUCAACGGUGAGCCGAUCCAGCGGCUUGGCGCUUAUAUGGUAGAAGGACUUGUUGCAAGGAAGGAAGCAUCAGGGAAUAGCAUCUACCAUGCCCUUAGGUGUAGGGAGCCUGAAGGUGAUGAGUUACUCUCUUACAUGCAACUUUUGUUUGAAAUCUGUCCCUACUUGAAAUUUGGUUACAUGGCUGCCAAUGGAGCCAUUGCGGAGGCUUGCAGAAACGAGGAUCGGAUACACAUCAUAGAUUUCCAAAUUGCUCAGGGAUCUCAAUGGAUGACACUUCUUCAGGCCCUUGCAGCAAGACCUGGUGGUGCUCCUCAUGUUAGGAUCACGGGGAUUGAUGAUCCUGUUUCAAAGUAUGCUCGUGGUGGUGGAUUAGAUAUUGUUGGCAAAAGGUUGGCCUUGAUGUCUGAGAAAUUUGGCAUCCAAGUUGAGUUUCAUGGAGUGCCAGUUUUUGCUCCUGAUGUGACAAGGGAAAUGCUUGAUAUCAGGCCUGGUGAGGCCUUGGCCGUGAACUUCUCCUUGCAGCUCCAUCACACAGCUGAUGAGAGUGUUCAUGUGAGUAACCCCAGGGAUGGACUUUUGAGAUUGGUGAAGUCACUUUCUCCCAAGGUGACCACACUGGUGGAGCAGGAAUCAAACACAAACACAACCCCUUUCUUACUUAGGUUCAUUGAGACCUUGGAUUACUACUUGGCAAUCUUUGAGUCUAUCGAUGUCACCCUUUCAAGAGAUAGCAAGGACAGGAUCAAUGUGGAGCAGCAUUGUCUGGCCAGGGAUAUUGUGAACAUCAUUGCUUGUGAAGGCAAGGAAAGGGUUGAGAGACAUGAAUUGUUCGGCAAGUGGAAGUCUAGGUUAACAAUGGCUGGUUUUACUCAGUGCCCUUUGAGCUCUUAUGUGAAUUCUGUCAUAAGAAGCCUUCUGAGGUGUUAUUCAGAACAUUAUACACUAAUGGAGAAGGAUGGUGCCAUGUUGCUGGGGUGGAAGAGCAGAAAUUUGAUAUCAGCUUCAGCUUGGCAUUGAUAAAAACAUAGAUAGAAAAUAGUGUUAGUGGUAGUAGAAAUAUCAUGAUGAUGGAAGCCACAUGGUAUUUUGGGGUGGUAAAUCUAGGAAGGUUUAGCAUCUAGCUGAUUAAGGUUUAUGUUCAUUGCCAGUGCUAUCUCAUCUCAUGUACUAGUGACAUAGUAUAUUGAUUCUUUUACAAAAUGUAAAGUAUGUUAACUGUUCUUGUUCUAUGGAUAUUUUUAUCUUGUGCCUGCAA
Messenger RNA from Cajanus cajan (pigeon pea), 2319 nucleotides. RefSeq names its product chitin-inducible gibberellin-responsive protein 1. Lineage: Eukaryota; Viridiplantae; Streptophyta; Magnoliopsida; Fabales; Fabaceae. The record is from RefSeq and is a predicted model, not a curated record.